Molecule: messenger RNA, 1185 nt
Organism: Paracoccidioides brasiliensis Pb18
Exons: 4
Coding region: 1-1185 (394 amino acids)
Source: RefSeq, a predicted model, not a curated record
AUGGGGAGGAGGUUGUCACCCCCUGGACAACAGGUUGGGGUUGGUAGGGAGAGAGAUAGAGAUCGGGAGCAAUUGCCAUCGCCGAGAGAUUUGAGAAGAAGGGAUUCGGGCGAGGGACAGCAGGGGAGAGAUGAACAGCGUCGUGCUGGUGGACAUGGACAUGGACAUGGUGGUCUUGAGGGAUAUCAUCCGUCUGAGGUCGCGCAUCAUCCGUCUACUCUUCCUUCUUUUCAGCAUAUGCAGGUACAGGGACAGUCGGGGCCGCCGUCGCAGACAGGUCAGGGGCAGGGACAACCGCAACAGCAAGGGCCACAACCUGGCCCCGCAAUGGCACCCAUAGCUGAGGGCGGGGCUCAUCAAUCUGGCCCGUUGCCCUCAUUACAGACUGUGGCGACGGGGUCGGGGCCAGGUCCUGCAGGCCCGUCGUCGGCCGGAUCGGGUCCUGGCUCCAGUGGGGUCAAGGAGGAUCGGGAUCGGGAGCGGGAGAGGGGUAAAGAUGGUCGGGAUCAGGUAUUGGGACAAGGUUCGGGAUCUGUUUUGCAUGAGCCGCCGGCGAGGAAGAUGGAUGUGGAUGAGGACUAUGAUGAUGAGGGAGAGGAGGGGGAGGGGAGGGAAGGAGAGAGGGAGAAAGGGACUAGAGCUAGUCCGAGAGGUGGUGGAGGGCGAGGAGAUGCUAAGGGGGAGAGGAGAAAUGCGCACUCUGUCGCACGCGUGGCCAAGGCCGGCGAGGGCCUGGUUCCGCCGCGACUGUCAGCCCACGGCGAGAGGGGGGUUGAGGCCCUUGUGCUCUCGGGAACUUGGGAGGGCUGGGUGGGCGGCUGGGUGAUGCCUGGUUGGAUUUUCAUCUCUCACGCCUCGAGACAGAAUGGGCGAUGCCAUAUCGAGAAACCACCUCGCGUCUCACGGCUUUUGCUCGACCGUUUCAGCUUGGUGGGCGUCCGCACGCCGACAAGACGGGCAGACGGCGUUGGGUGGAGUGUCCAUCUCAGCUUUUACGUGGCUGGACCAGCAAGCUGCGUCUCCAUGACGGCCUCUGAAGCACAGCAUCACAAGGAGAAGAAGAUAAGAAGAGAAGAGAAGAACUGCAGCGCUUCACACGCCUCUCCAUCUUCGACCAAGUCAAGCGGAACAACAGAAGAUCAGCACGGCCACUUUGAACGUGCGAGUGGAUCUGUGGGCCUAUGA